UUCUUGAUCGACCUCGACCUUGGGAUCAAAGAAACACGGAGGGAGGCUUCCGGUGCCAGAGGCAAAACUGGCACGAGGGCUCUCAUGGCCAUCGGGGCCCUCCUUGGCGAGCAGCAUUCAUUUAUGCAUGACCUCGAGUCAAUAUUAUGGGUGCUUUUCAGGACCUGUAUUCACUAUAAUGGACUAAAUCAGAAAAGGGUUAUUCCACAAUUCGAUAAGUAG
Molecule: messenger RNA, 222 nt
Organism: Hyaloscypha bicolor E
Lineage: Eukaryota; Fungi; Ascomycota; Leotiomycetes; Helotiales; Hyaloscyphaceae
Exons: 1
Source: RefSeq, a predicted model, not a curated record